Molecule: messenger RNA, 1450 nt
Organism: Elaeis guineensis (African oil palm)
Lineage: Eukaryota; Viridiplantae; Streptophyta; Magnoliopsida; Arecales; Arecaceae
Source: RefSeq, a predicted model, not a curated record
CUUAUCUGAAUCUGAACCCGACGCGAUGGGAUAAACUCCAACCCAUUUUCCAAAAGUCCCAUUUUUUUCGACUCGGCGCCUCUCGCGCUACAUUGCUGAUAGAUUCCAGAUUCUCGUCUCUCCCAUCAUCACCCUAACAAUCUCUCUCGCUCUCGCCUCAAUCGCCUCUCCUUCCCAUUUCCCUUUCUCUUUCUUCCAACCCCCUUUCGCUCUCGCGCCAAAUCGGCCUCGUUCCUCUCAUCUUCUUCUUCUCUCUAGGCUGAGAGGCUUUUUGUCGGCUUCUUCUUCUUCUUGGCCGGCAUGGAAGAACCCGUCGACUUCCAUGACUGGGAGCUCCUCCAGACCUCUGAAGUGGCCGAAAAUGUGAAGCCUUUGACGGAGUUGGAGGCGGAACCCGAUGACGGCGGGGCCAUCAAGUCCGACUACUUCGCCCUGGACUCCGACGCGCGGUACCCCAAAAGAGCCGCCUUGGGAGGAGGGGCCAGCGAGGAGGAGGGCCUUGCGGACUCCGAUAACCCUAGCUGGGUCGAACCCGAAUCCAAUUCCCGGUACCUCGACCGUCCGCGAAGGGAUUUCGGCGGGUUCUGGUCCGACGAGUCGUCGGAUGGCCAAAGGUCGCAGAUUGGUAGCGAAAAGGGGGAGCUUGCCCGUGCGGAAGAUUCGAAGUUUGGAUUGGGGUUCGAAGGGAUCGAGGAUGGGCAUCAGAUUUCCGAUGGGGAGGAAGAUAGGAAAGAAGCGAGUUCUGGGGGAAUUAGGGAGAUUGGAGGAGGCGAGAUGGAGAACGAGAAGCCUGGCAAACUAGGCUCUGAUGUAUCGGCGGAAAUGGGGGAGAAGAGAAUGAGUUCGAAGAACGUCUCGGUUGGUGAAGAAGAGAAGAUGGGAAUGGUAUGGUGGAAGCUGCCUUUGGAGUUCCUAAAGUUCUGUGUUUUUAGGGUGAAGCCGGUAUGGUCCAUCUCGAUAGCCGCUGCUAUUUUGGGGUUAGUGAUGCUCGGAAGGAGAUUGCAUAAGAUGAAGCACAAGAGCCGAAGCAUUUCACUCAAGAUCAGCAUUGACGACAAGAAGGCAACCCACUUCAAGAUCCAUGCUUCACGUCUAAAUGAAGCAUUCUCAGUGGUGAGGCGUGUUCCCGUCUUAAGAGCUUCGCUCCCAGCUGGCGGUGUGACCCCAUGGCCUGUGGUGGGCUUUCAAUGAGUUGAUGAGCCCAGAUAUAUGGAAGAAAUGUACUUGAAGCGCAGGAGGCACACCUCAUUCGCCCUAUUUCUCUGUAUAUAUCCUUUUCAAGUUAUGCAGCAGACCUCCACAUCUAAAUGUGUGUGUUAGAUUGACUCAUCUCAUUUCAGGGCCUGGCUUGUCACUGUUGUCCAUAUGUUUGCUUUGCAAUGGUCCCCUGGCAGUCAACUAUUUAUUAUAUAAUUAUGUUUUUACAAAUUAAAGGUUCCCUAUUUGCCAA